AUGCCUUCGAAAUGCUUCUUUGAGUUUGAUCGCCCUGAUCUAAUUUUGUAUAGUGGAGAAACGAUCAACGGGCGGGUUACCACAACAACGUCUGAAAAAUCUGUAAACGUGAUUUACGUACUCUUCGAGGGCGAGGCAAAGGUUCACUGGGGAGAAAGCAGGACCAUGACCGUAAAUGGGCAGACGCAGCAGUACACGCAGCAUUUCCGGGGGAAACAGACGUACGUAAACACCCGUAACAACGUCUUUGGAUCCGGAAACUUUCCAGCCGGUACGCAUACCUACUCCUUCUGUAUUCCCCUACCACCGGACUGUCCCUCUUCAGUGGUGGGGCAGUACGGGAAGAUCAGCUACGAAAUCUCUCUGGUAGUCGACCGCCAUUGGCGUUUUAACAACGUCUUCAAAAAGUCGCUGACGGUACUGCAAACCUACAACCUCAACAUGAGUCCUGAAUUGUUGGUUUCUUUGAUGCGUGAGGACAUCAAGCACUUCUGCUGUUGGCCUUGCAGAUCGGGACCGGUUCUUUCGACCCUCACAAUACCCUUCGGCGGCUACGCACCUGGCCAGAAAAUCCACAUCACCCUGGAAAUCGACAACCAAUCGAGUGGCUAUGAUCCGGAAGGCAUCGAAGUAAAGCUUAAGCAGAUCUACACGUUCCAGGCUCAAACCCCGCGUCACAAAACGCGGGAGAAGGAGCACAGCCUGAGGCAAAGCUGUCAGGAGGAACGGGUGUUGCGACUAUUAAAAAGGAUAAUCAAUUACACCCUGGCCAUUCCUUCGGUACCACCAUCCACCCGCACGGAAGGUCACAUCAUAUUAGUGAGCUAUCGGGUGAUCAUGUCGCUAAAAAUGGGCCACUGCAACGUCGACUCGGACCUUGAGGUACCGAUUGUCAUUGGCACUAUUCCAUUGGUCCAGAGCGCAGAGAACCCAUCCCGGAACGCUGAGAUCUUGGAAAAGCCACCGACUUUCGAAGAGGCCACCAACUUCGGGGAGAGGUUUAUUGACAUCGAUGCGGACGAGCACAAUCGUUCGGAUGAUUUCAUACCGCGUUAUCCGAUGUACACAAACUUUGCUUUGCCAUCAGCACCCCCACUUCCUGCCGAAGAAUCCAUUACUUAUCCUCAAUAA
Messenger RNA from Drosophila subpulchrella, 1131 nucleotides. RefSeq names its product arrestin domain-containing protein 3-like. The transcript has 4 exons. Gene Ontology annotation, biological process: protein transport. Bases 1 to 1131 code for a protein of 376 amino acids. Gene Ontology annotation, cellular component: cytoplasm. The record is from RefSeq and is a predicted model, not a curated record. NCBI's taxonomy places the organism in Eukaryota, Metazoa, Arthropoda, Insecta, Diptera, Drosophilidae.